This is a messenger RNA of Brassica napus (rape), 3665 nucleotides long. RefSeq lists its product as uncharacterized. The transcript has a single exon. NCBI's taxonomy places the organism in Eukaryota, Viridiplantae, Streptophyta, Magnoliopsida, Brassicales, Brassicaceae. The record is from RefSeq and is a predicted model, not a curated record. Gene Ontology annotation, cellular component: plasma membrane. Bases 2942 to 3514 code for a protein of 190 amino acids.
UGAGAGUAAUGCAUGAUGAAGGAUGGAGAUAAAUAUAUAAAAAGAAUGAUAGAGAGAAGAAACAGAGUGAGUUCGUAAUUUAAUUAGUUAAGUAUAAUUAAAAUUUUAAGUUGAGUUUAGAAUAGUACUAAUGAGGAAGGAGAUCACAUGGACACGUUAGGGGGAGACACAAGCAGACAAAUUACAGACAUGUAAUUAGAGUUGUGAGUUUAAAGACUUUAUUGGAGAUUAAGAAUAGCGAUGAGCCAUGCAACUAUACAGUUAAUAUAAUUAAAAUCUUACAUCGAUCGAGAUUGAAUUUUAAAAAGAAAAGGAAAAUAUGUUUAUUCCUGAUUGGAGAAAAGGAUUGAUCAGUCCAUGGGAGUUGGGAAUCAACGAGAGGGUGCAUGGAGGAGGGUAAAUGAACAGCUAACACAUGUCGGCACAUGACCAUCGAGUCGUUGCAUGUGAUUUAUUACACAUUUAUAGUGUUUUUGUGACGUUAAAAUUUUACAUAAUAUAUAUGUAGCCUUUUGUUUAUUUAUACAAGUAUUGUUUCUUAAAUCUUGUGAAUUAUAUAGAUGACGUCAAACAAAAAGAAAUUAAAAUAAAAUUGCAAUAGAAUGCAAAAGCUUAAGAUGCGUUUACGAAUAGGGCUAUUUGGGUGGAAAUACACAAACGGAAAGAUAAUUAGGUUUCCAUGCAAAAAAAAUAAUAAUUAGCUAUAUGGACAAAUUAAUUAACUCGAAGUUACCUUGUUGUCCUCUCCACACUUUCCCUCUCUGCUUCAUCCUCCUCCUCCUCCUCCUGGCGUCAACACCGUGACUGAGAAUGAGCUCUGAUCUCUACUCGAGUUCCGCAAACGCAUCUGCGACGAGGCCUCCAACCAACGCAUAUCUCAUGCUCUGCUACGAGCAGCCUCACCGACCCCUCCACUUGCCCCGAGAACUGGCCCGAUAUCUCCUGCGACCCGGAAACGGUUCAAUCAUCACCAUUAAUCUCGACCGGCUCGGUUUAUCAGGAGAACUCAAAUUCAGCACACUAACCGGUCUCACUUCCCUCCGCAACCUCACUCUCUCCGGAAACAACUUCUUGGGUCGGGUCGUGCCUUCCCUCGGAGCCAUCUCGUCUCUCCAGAGACUAUAUCUGUCGGAUCACUACAAGAAAAAGACCUAUAACCCGAGGACCACAAUCCUCACAUUAACAUAAUCGUCAGAGCUUUGUUGGUACUUUCCGAUAUCAAAAUCCUGAUGAAAUUAAUUAUUACAAAGUCGUCGUUUGUUUCAGACGAGAUUCCGGGAAUCUGUUGGUCGGCAACAGUAACACCGGAAAAUAGAUAGAACAAGUCAUCGGAGAAAAAUAAAUAUGAUUAGAAAAAAAACCAAAAUUAACAGAAACAACAAAAACGUUCUGAUUUUAUAGCGCUUUGACUAAUAUAGUGAAAGUAUUUGAACAUAAUGGAAACAAAAAGUGAAGAUAUUGCUUCUGUAAAGAUCAAUUUUAUUGAAUGAUGUGAACCCAUAACACUCUGUUUUGGAUAUACAGAAACAGAGUAUGGGAAAAUGAGCUGAACCGGCUUGGUAUUCUGGUGGUUUUACUUUCUCAGACUCUUUCCGUGAAUCUCCACCGUACGAUUUGACACUUCCACUGUUCGAUUUAUCUAAAGCACGAUCAAUUAAUCCACCAGGAAAAUAACAUGAGAAGGACAUGCGAUGAUAUCAGGACAUAAACAUCCCAGAAAUGAUCUAGAAAGCCCAUGGAUGGAGCAAAGCCUAAUUAUUCAAGAAUCUGAAAUUUGUGGAUGCAAGUUAUUAAUUAGAUAUCUAUGUAAUAGGGGUACUUGUGGAAUAUAUGAAAAGGGAAACAGUGGUAUGUUAAACACCUAAAUAAUUUUAUUUCCUUGGGUAUGGAGUGCAAUUGCCCUUACGAAUAUAUCAUACAAGUACGACUAUACUAUAUACUUGUAUUUCGUCUUGGGAGAUAUAUGGACCUUAGUAUAAAAUGCAUUUUCGCUCUUUUCUUCUUCUAAUUUGCCUUUUAUUCUAAAGCUAUCAUUUAGAACCAGAGUCCAAAAGGUACCAGCAGACAUCAUUUAAACUUAAUAAUCUUUUCCUUAACAGAAAGGUUAUUAUCGUUUUUCCUAUAGAUUAAUGUCUAUAUUUGUCCACAAAUUAUAUCAUCAUAAUACAUAACACUAAUAAGCAAGAUUUUGUGUAUGGAGAGACACAGACAAUAAUAAUAUAAACUAAAUGGGGGUAUAUAUUGAAAUAGUAUGACAAUAAAUAGAUAGAUUCAAGUAAAUACUUGGAAGCACGUUAAGAUGCGGGUUUCUUGGUGUUGGACCACUCGUUUUGGUUCUAUUUUUUCAUCUUUGUCAACGUUUUGGUUGCAGAUUAUUCUGAUUAUAUUAUCGUACAUACUAAAGAAUACAAUAUUAUUGUUACCAUAGUCACUAACAUUGAUACAGGUUGGAUUUUUUUUUUCAAGUAAGAAAUCCGUAAAUACAUAUUCCCCAUCGGCCACAGAUGAUCCAUCCACUUAUUAUUAAACAUUUUCACCGGUUAAUAACAAUUUGUUGCUAUUUGAACCCAAUACUAUCUAUGAUAUAAGUUAUCGAUACAAUCAAAGUAAGAAAUCUUUACAAAUCAAUGAGUCAAAAUACAUGUAGUUAGUCCGUUACUGUUUCCAAAGGAAGAGAAGUUUAUCGAAGGAAACAGAUUUGCCUCAUAAAUUAGUUUGACUUAAGAAUAACCUUUAUAAAACAACAAAUCUCCACCUAAUUACUGCCAUAAAAAUGAAUACAAACUGUCAUCAGUUAUCACAGAUCAUGUAUCAAAACUCAUUCUUCUUAAAUGUAUCCAUACUUUCUACUUUGAAUCUUUGCAAGAAAGUGGCCUAUAAGUUCUGUAAACUAUAAUACAUUUUAGAGACAAAAGCAUCCACCUAUAACAAUACUAUAAUCAUGACCAAACGACGUAUUUGUUACAUAGUUUCUGGAAUCAUUUCCAUCCUUUUUAUCACCUUUAUGACCAUUUUGAUCCUUUCGCAGACCGUGUUCAAACCAAAACAUCCUGUAUUACAAACCUUGUCUUCGACUGUUGAAGGUGUAUCCACACAUAUAUCACCGCCACUUGACGUCCAGAUCAAUUUCACACUUACACUCCAAAUGCUGUUGAAGAAUCCUAAUCUUGUCGAUUUCGAAUACAAGACAGUAGAAAACUUGGUUUAUUAUAGGGAUAUUCUGGUGGGAAAUCUCACUCUUCCUUCGAGCACACUUCCCGCCAAAGGCUCCGCGAUUUUGCCAUGUCCUCUUGUUCUUCAGAUCGAUAAAUUUGUUGCCAAUUUAGGUGAUAUUUUGCAAGAUAUAUUGCAAAGAAAAAUUGUGAUAGAAACAAAGGCAAAUAUGCCAGGGAAAAUUACAGUGUUGGGAAUCUUUAAGGCACACUUGAACACAACAUCACAUUGCAAACUCGUACUUAGCGUUCCUUCAAUGGAAGUGGUGGAUCAAGUGUGUGAUCUUGAAGCUAAACUAUAAACCUUGAUGUUUUUUUUCAGGCAAACUUAGGCUUAAUAAGGCAUAUUAGCUCUAGUUUAAUUAAUGUUCUUAUUUUGGGUCAAAACUCUAGUUUCAUGUUAUCAUAAAGAUUGUAUGCUGUUGUGUUCUCUUGUGUUGUUUAAUUUUUUUU